Messenger RNA from Triticum aestivum (bread wheat), 1604 nucleotides. Its product is annotated as cytochrome P450 87A3. Lineage: Eukaryota; Viridiplantae; Streptophyta; Magnoliopsida; Poales; Poaceae. The coding region runs from base 64 to 1509 and encodes 481 amino acids. The record is from RefSeq and is a predicted model, not a curated record. Gene Ontology annotation, biological process: brassinosteroid homeostasis; brassinosteroid biosynthetic process; multicellular organism development. The transcript has 9 exons. Gene Ontology annotation, molecular function: iron ion binding; oxidoreductase activity, acting on paired donors, with incorporation or reduction of molecular oxygen; heme binding.
AUAAGCUAGCUUGCAUAUAUAAGCAUCCAAAGACCUCUACAAUCACAGGAGUAGUUGCUUGAGAUGGGCAUUUCUGUUCCUCAAUACAUAGCUCUGUGUGGAGUUACACUUGUAAUUGGAUGGCUUGUGCAGUGGGUAUACAAAUGGAUUAACCCGGUUUGCAACGGGGUUCUUCCUCCUGGCUCCAUGGGAUUCCCUGUUAUUGGUGAGACCUUGGACUUCUUCAAGGCAAGCCCUUCCCUGGACAUCCCUGACUUCUACAAACUAAGGAUGAAAAGGUACGGCCCGAUUUUCAAGACAAGCUUGCUGGGGCAGCGUGUGGUUAUUUCCACCGAUGCGGAGAUGAAUCGGUUUAUCCUUCAGCAGGACACAUUGUUCCGUAUUUGGUUCCCUCGGGCACUGGCUAAAAUAUUCGGGGAGGAGAGCCUGGAAGCCUACCAUGGCAAAACCCACAAGUUCAUCCGAAGAUGCGCCCACACGCUGUUGGGUGUCCAGACUCUCAAAGAUGUGCUCCUCCCUGAGAUGGAGGCCGCUGUGAGGGAGCGCCUUGCCGCAUGGGCCACCAAGCCGAGUGUCGACGUGCGUGGCGGUGCGCCCGACCUUCUGUUUGAGCUGGUGGCGAGGAAGUGCCUUGGUUUUGAUUCCACCAAGUCGGGACAACUGCGGAGCACGUUUGAUGUGCUUUUCACAGAGCUCUUAUCCUUCCCGAUAUAUUUUCCCGGGACAUCAUUUUACCGAUGCAUGCAGGCAAGGAAAAUUGUGCAGAAGACAGUCCGGGAUACGUUGGCAGAGAGGUUAAUUACACCAGGGAAUAAACAUGGUGACCUCCUUGACAUAAUUGUCGAAGAGCUGCGGGCUGAAGAGUCAUCACUAAGUGAGAAUUUGGCAGUUGAUGUGGUCUCAGCAUUGUUGUUCGGCAGCGUCUUCACGCUAUCAGGAGUCAUCGCUGUAACAUUCAAGUCACUCCAUGACAACCCGGACGUUGUCCAUGCCCUUGAGGAGGAGAACCGAGCUAUGCUGACAGAUCGGAAGGGUGGGUGCUCCGGGCUCACAUGGGAGGAGUACAAGUCAUUGACAUUCACUAAUCAGGUGACCAAUGAGAUUAUUCGAAUCAGCAAUGCCGUACUUGGGUCAUUUAGGACAACUCUUGCGGAUGCACAAGUCAAUGGCUAUACAAUUCCAGCCGGAUGGUUGGUCAUAGUCAACCCCAUGGCAGCUCAUAUGAACGAAGAAUUUUUCGAUGAUCCACUCAAAUUUAAUCCAUGGAGGUGGAUGGAUGAGUCAAAGCGCAGCACAAUGCUGAAGAAUUUCUUGCCAUUCGGAGUAGGCAUUAGGGUAUGUCCUGCCGCAGAGUUUAUCAAGCUGUUACUAACACUUACCCUCCAUAUUUUGGUAACGGAAUAUAGAUGGGAAGAAAUGAAAGAAACAUAUGCAUUUCGAAGUGCGGAGGUUAUGUUCCCGCAGGGCUACCACAUUCGACUUCGACCAAAGGACGACCAAACGAGAUGAUGCAUAUACCAACUGGAAACUAUGCCUAUCAGACUUCUGACCGCAUUGUCUAAAAUUCAUUGCUCUUGUUCUAGAUGUUUCUAUGCACUACGCUG